AUGGACAAGUUCAACUGGCUAUUCGGCGUAGACCGGUUCACGCUCUAUAAAACUUGGACGCACCAGUCUAGCGUGGUGUACCGCUUCACGACAUGGACGAACAUGACCGCUUAUUUGUCCUCUUAUAUACUGCCCACGAAAGAAAAUGUCAUCUUUUUGCGGGUCCAGAAGCCCAGCUUCAGCAGUUCCUACGACGCGCUCAAAGCCGCUGGGCUCGAGCUUGACCCAGAUGCACGGACCGGUUUGGCUAAUACGCUUGCUGGUAUGUUGGGUCAGAAACUCGCCUUUUGGGAAACGACGGCAGGAUCCGAUAUCAAAACGUUCUGUCGCGACCACCUCGACCACAUAGCUAUUGCCAUGGAGGAAAUUGGGCACUUGCGUCUUUUCCUCAUUGUGUGGGAACCAGAUCACGAGAAGAAGGCCACAUUGGAAGGACUCAAAGAGUUUGCAAUAGAGAACUUCAAGGCGCAGCUUACGCAAGCGGAGUGGGAGCAGGCAAUGAGGGCCUCCUUCAAGGCAGUGGCAAAAGCGAGCCUGCUGGCUGGCUUCGAAAGUGACUGA
Emericellopsis atlantica is the source of this 561-nucleotide messenger RNA. RefSeq lists its product as uncharacterized. The transcript has a single exon. Bases 1 to 561 code for a protein of 186 amino acids. The record is from RefSeq and is a predicted model, not a curated record. NCBI's taxonomy places the organism in Eukaryota, Fungi, Ascomycota, Sordariomycetes, Hypocreales, Bionectriaceae.